AUGCAUUCCUUCAAGUGAGUUAACAAUAAAAUAACCCUUUCGGGUGGACCACUUGACAUUGUGCCACCUGUGUAUCUCAUAGAAAGAAAAUGACAGAUACAUAUUGGAUUGCAAUUGCUUUUGGCCGUAUCUAUGUGGUUCCUUAUGCGCUGCUCCCUUGGCAUAGGACAGGAGUUCCAUUCUCAUUAUCACAAUUCUCUGCCCUGUGCCUUUGUUUCCAACUAACCAUACUGUACUGUGUCCUGCAUCCCUGCCUGCCUGCAGCUAAAGAUACCCUGACCCUCGCCUGGCAUCCUUUGUUCUUUUAUAUUCCAUUGUCACCUAGGCUCAGUUAACACUUGUAUAUUAUACAUUUAUUCCUUCAUAAAGUCAUAUGGGGAUUCUUUACCAGAACAAUAGUGCAGGUCAGUCUGGUGACAUUCCUGCUGAUGGCUCACUGCCUCCUCCUCUGGGCGCUUGGCUUGCGCUAACUGCUGGCUCCUCAGCCACUGUCUGACAUUUAGGUAGGACAUGUGUAUCCUUUUACUUUGGGGGAACUAAUGGGCUCAAAUUAGAUUACAUUUGCAGAAAGCUGCCUGUGACAGAUGUUGUUUUCCCUGUCAUAGAUGCGGCCGUUUAGCCCUGCCAGAAUGGUUAAGCUUCAGGAGAAGAACAUCCCAAGCAGUCCGUCUUAGUUUGUACUGUACAUGUUUAUUUUCCUCUGUCCCUUUGUACUCUCCAACCAGGUGGUGUACUGCAGAUGGGUGAUUGGUCUAAAUCAAAUCUUUACAAAUGUGUUGAUCUUCUCUUAUCUGCUAUUUUGCCCAACAUUUAAGUGUCCCCUCUCCUCAGUUGACUUGCUUGGGUGAUUUGCCUUCAUCUCCUAGGCUGUCAGAGGAGAGGAGGCCUGCCUGACCCAGUGGGGAUUCACCUCCUUGCUACCUCAGUGGGUCAGACAGUGAUGAAAGAACUCAGUGGGAUGAGGAGUUCUUUACUCAUGGGGCCAGAACACAGAUGAGCUACGUUCACACGUAGGGGGUCUCUUAAUCAGUAACGUAGCACACUGGAGGUACUACUUAUAUAAGAACACCUCUCCAAUUAGUUUGAAGACUCUUGUGCUCCGCUCUUUGUCAUACUGAGAUUGUUUAUGACAAGAAUCUACUGUCACGAUCGUUGACUGAAGACACGGACCAAGGCACAGCGUGAUAAGCGUACAUACUUUUAUUUAACGUACUUAAUGACAAAAACAACAAACAAACGAUACGUGAAGUCCUGAGGUUAUAACACAACAAACCUUUACGGAUCAAGAUCCCACAAAGACUAGUGCAAAACAGGCUGCCUAAGUAUGUUCCCCAAUCAGAGACAACGAGCUACAGCUGCCUCUGAUUGGGAACCACCCUGGCCAACAUAGAUCAAACGAUCUAGAACAAAAACAUAGAAAAACUAAACAUAGCAAAUCCACACCCUGGCUCAACAUUUAAGAGUCCCCAGAGCCAGGGCGUGACAUCUACACUGAGGAUACCAAACAUAAGGAACACUUCCCUAAUAUUGAGUUGCACCCCCCCCCACCCCUCUCCCUUUUGCCCUCAGAACAGCCUCAAUUCGUCAGGGCAUGGACUCUACAAGGUGUCGAAAGCAUUCCAAAGGGAUGUUGGCCCAUGUUGACUACAGUGCUUCCCACAGUUGUGUGAAGUUGGCUGGAUGUCAUUUGGGUGGUGGACCGUUGUUGAUACACAUGGGAAACUUUUUAGCGUGAAAAUUCCAGCAGCGUUGCAGUUCUUGAUACAAACCUGUGUGCCUGACACCUACUACCAUACCCUGUUCAAAGGCACUUAAAUAUUUUGUCUUGCCAAUUCACCCUCUGAAUGGCACACAUACACAAUCCAUGUAUCAAUUGUCUCAAGGCUUCGAAAUCCUUCUUUAACCUGUCUCCUCCCCUUCAUUUACACUGAUUGAAGUGGAUUUAACAAGUGACAUCAAUAAGGGAUCAUAGCUUUCACCUGGAUUCACCUGGUCAGUCUGUCAUGGAAAAAGCAGGUGUUCUUAAUGUUUUGUAUACACAUGUAGGUUCUUCAUUAUUGCAUACAUUUCACGGUGUGCAAUGUGAGGCUGAGCGAGUAUGUACACUACAGUGAUGGUUCUGUAUCUCUGGAUGGGUCUAAUUUGGAGCAGAGAUGUGGGGGAUUAUGAAAGGUCACCUGAAGGUCAGUAUAAAUAGAAAGGUCAACUAGCUACCCAUACUGGGGAGUUCAGUGAGAAGACCUGCAGUGCAACAACUCAAAUGUUAUAUAUAGACAACAGCUCUGAGGGAGCAGUUUAAAGACUGGUUGGCCAGCUGCGUUUGGCAGGAUGUUAUUUGGCAGAGAAUGCGGUAACUAGCAGACCUGCCAUGUUGUGUAUAAUGAUGAUAAUCUCCAAACAGCCAGAUCGAAACAUGACUUUGAAGAACAACAUCUUUACAUGAGCAAGGGAGACGGAAGUAGCAGCUUUGUGGGCAGACCCCAGCUAUUUAUUCAUGGUAAAAUGUAUUUGUUCUCUGUAAAUGUCACCACUGCCACUCAGAAAGGGCUCGUCACAUUGCAACUCACAGGAGCCGCUCAACGCCUAGUUUAACUUCUGAGGUUAAUGUCUGUGUGUGUCGUCUUAAUACAUGUUGAUUACAGAUUACAUGAUUACUUAUUAGCUUCACAGACAUACAGCUGCAUUAAUCCAUCCAUCUAUUCAUCAUUAAUUAAUUAAUUCAUUCAUUCAUUCAGCAUGUACACUGAGUAUAUAAAACAUUAACAACACCUGCUUUUUCCAUGACAGACUGACCAGGUGAAUUCAGGUGAAAACUAUGAUUCCUUGUUGAUGUCACUUGUUAAAUCCACUUCAAUCAGUGUAGAUGAAGGGGAGGAGACAGGUUAAAGAAGGAUUUUCACGCCUUGAGACAAUUGAUACAUGGAUUGUGUAUGUGUGCCAUUCAGAGGGUGAAUUGGCAAGACAAAAUAUUUAAGUGCCUUUGAACAGGGUAUGGUAGUAGGUGCCAGGCGCACCGGUUUGUAUCAAGAACUACAACGCUGCUGGGAUUUUAAUGCUCAACAGUUUCCCUUUGGUAUCAAGAAUGGUCCACCACCCAAAGGACAUCCAGCCAACUUGACACAAUUGUGGGAAGCAUUCGAGUCAAUAUGGGCCAGCAUCCCUGUGGAACGCUUUCGACACCUUGUAGAGUCCACACACCGAUGAAUUGAGGCUAUUCUGAUGGCAAAAGGGGGAGGUGCAACUCAAUAUUAGAAAGGUGUUCCUUAUGUUUAGUAUACUCAGCGUAUACAUGACAGAUAGAUUUAGAGCGAACACUAACCUUUUUGUUCUCCCCUGUGUAAAGCCGAUGGGAUUCUCUCCCAUUCACAGAGGCAAUCUAAUAUUUAAGAGAGUUUUACUGAGGGAUUGCGUGAGGCAGUGAAGAAGUGGCAGUGUUGAUUAGGAACACCUUCCUCAGGCCUCGCCCCUCUCACUCUCAGCCUCAUACGCUCCACUUCUAUUGCUGGAAGAAUGUGUGAUGCACCUCUAACAUUACUGUAACGUUUCACAGCAUGUGAAAGUAAUUUACUGGACAAAUAUUGCAUACUUACCUAUGUCAUACAGAGGCUUCUGUAGAUAGGUGAGUUGUGAAAGGGUUAAGAUGGGUUUUCAUAUAAUUAAAUGUAAUCUGGCUUCUUCUGACAGCACAUCUUUUGCCAGUAGCCAGGGUGAUAUCAAGUUAAUUAAAGAAAAUGUGUGCGCAUACAUAGAGUAUGUACGUGUGUGCACACCAGUGGCGGUCGGUGCCGUUUAAGAUGAGAGAGGAUACUUUUUUUAUUUCACAAGCAUGACCUUAUUUCUAUUACAGCAUAUUGGAUGACUGUCAUUCAUAUUCCAUUCACCCAGUUCAAUGUAACAUUGAUAGGUUUAGGCUACUACAUGAUACUCACAUUUUUCCUAUACACAUCAUGAGGUUGCUACAACCUAGCCUAUGAAUGAAAGUUUACAACGUAGGUGCACACAGGUCGAGAGAAACAUUUGAGGUGACAAGACAGUGACACAUGGACAGACAGUAACACAUUCAAUACUGCCUUGCACACUCUUGCCUGCAUCUAGCUGAUCUAGAGUGUAAUUAUUAGUCUAACAGUUGCAAACGAGAGUUUCUAUUAGACAAAUUCAGGUAUGUUUAUCCCCGUUUCGUUUGCUUCCGUUUAAGAAACAUUUUUCAACAGAAUCGGCAGAAUCUAUACACCCCUGAUCACAUGUAAACACAGUUCACUUUCAUAGCAGCCACGUUGUAUUCCUUUUCGCAUCUACGUGCUCUCCUCCUCUCACCUUUUCCCUUCGCUUGUGGACUUCAAUGCUGUAUGUGACCAGGGGACAAAACCUUUCCAAGCCAAACCAUAUCAUGACCGCUAUAUCGUUGUCACCAUAUUAGCUAAAGUAACGUCAUAGACAACAUAGCUAAUAGAAUUAAAGCGUUAGUAAACCUGCUACAAUCAUGCAGUAACAUUACGUUACGUUACUAAGUCAUGUUUUGCAGAGGGGUCAAAUACUUAUCUCCCUCGUUAAAAUGCAAAUCAAUUUCUAAAAUUUUUGACAUGCGUUUUUCUGGAUUAUUUUGUUGUUAUUCUGUCUCUUACUGUUCAAAUAAACCUACCAUUAAAAUUAUAGACUGAUCAUGUCUUUGUCAGUGGGCAAACGUACAAAAUCAGCAGGGGAUCAAAUACCUUUUUCCCUCACUGUAGGUGUCCUCCAGCUACACCAUGUUGCUACCCUACAGAGUGCUGUUGAGGCUACUGUAUACCUUCAUUGCAAAACAGUGUGUUUUAAUCAAUUAUUUGGUGACGUGAAUAUAUUUAGUAAAGCUUUAUCUAAAAAGGAUAACUUUUUUAACGUUUUACAAUUUUUAUUUGUAUGAAAUUCACUGAGGAGAAUGGUCCCUCCCUUCCUCCUCUGAGGAGCCUCCAUUAGUGGGGAAGGAUCACUGUGUAAUCCUUGGCUAGUCCCCCUGUCCUCCUGUCUGUGUGUCUGCAGUGAGACAUGGUCUUGAAUGGGUCAGACCUCCAGGCCCAAGGCAGAUGUGAUCAGUGUGACCAGAUGCCCCGACGCUCCUCUUCCUCCCCCAGGCACAGCCUGUCUUUUCAGCUCUGCUGUUACACACACUCCAACACCCAGCCAUCCCAUAGCUACAAAGGUUUACACACUCACACAUACUCCUCCUUUUACAGUACAUACAGUACACUCUGUUUCUCUGACCCACACAAACACGCACAUAGGUAUGCACGUCCAGACACACACACACACACACACAUACACUCACAAACUCAACCCUGCGUGCCUCACAGCCCUUUCCCAGUGCAGAGGUGAGGUGACCCAGUCACCCUGAGUGUUAUGACAUGCUCAACAGUUUAACAGAACAACGGUUCUGUCAAAAACAGAGAUGACCGUCACAUCUGAGCUGUGUGCUGCAAUCAUUGCACUGUCAUGUUCAGACAAUACAGACCGACAGAAUGCAAGUUGUGAAGUUAAGCAUUGUCUCUGGAGACUUGUUACCCGCCCAGACUUGGCUGAAAGACCUACUGACAUAACACUGCCUCCCUCCCUCAGAUGUCGGUGCCUGUGUGUGUGUCGGUGCCUGUGUGUGUGUCGGUGCCUGUGUGUGUGUCCGUGCCUGUGUGCAUGUGUUUGCUGUAGCAUACACUUGGGAAAUGAUAUCUCAUUUUCAUUUUACUGUUGCCAUUGGCGAUUUGUGUAUCGUUAUUGUACCUCAUUACCUCUUAUAUUGAAUUGAUGGUAGUGUUAUACAGUAGCUAUCCACAUUAAUAUCAACCCUCCUGACCAGUUAGUUGCAUUUUCAUGAAAAUUGUAAUAAACUAAUGUCAAUUUUAGAAGUGUUCCCUGCUGCUAACAUGCUGGAAGUGUAACUGGACGACCAAGCUGUUUUUCCCACCUUGUUGUAGUGGCUGGACCUGGAGCGUUCCCCUGUGUCCAGUUGUUGUGCCUGUUAGCUGUCAUGAAUUUAAGUUGAAACAGAAGAAAUGGCUUCAUAGUGUGCCUGCUGAAGGCAAGAACACUCUUGAUUUCUUACCUACCUACUUACAUACAUUAUUAUUAUUAUUAUUAUUAUUAUUAUUUUUAUUCCGCUCUAUCUAGAGCUUAAACCGCUUAAGCUAUUAACACCAAAUCAACGUUAGAAUGUGCUGACAGGCCGUCUUCAGGUUGCUUAAGAAAAUAUUUUUGAAACUAUUUAUGCUUUUUGUACUACAACCAUAUUUGCAUAAAACUCAAUGCAAGUCAAUAGCCAUAGACUUGAAUUGUAAAACAUUUAAAAAUGGAUACGCAUCUCCUCUUUCACCAUUUAAGCUAUCAACACCAAACCAACUUUAAGAUGUUCAGAACGACUCUACUUAGAUUUCAUAUCAAAGGCUUUUUGAUACUUUUGAUACUUUUUACUAUAAGUAUUUAAAACUUGCAAUAUUUACAUUAGAGUCAAUGGUGACAAUAAGAGGUAGAUUUUCACAGUGCCACUGCUUUCUAACCAUUAAAGAUAGAAACUCUAAACCAAUUUCAGGAUGAAGGAAACACUGAAUAGAUUAAUAGAUUAUUUAAUUUCUCCAUCCAUUAAUAAAUUAACAUUUGCAUACAUUUUCAUAUUAGAGCAAAACUCAUAACUCUGUAACCGUAUACGCUAUAUACUACAACAAUAUUUAAAUUAGCUCCCAAUGGAUUGCAAUGGCAAAAAAGGGCGACAGACUUGAAUGGUAAAAAUAAAUAAAAAUUCUAGACCUAUCUCCUCUUUCACCGUUUAAGCUAUCAACACCAAACCAACGUUGAGAUAUUCAGACUGACCCAACUUACGUAUAUUGCUUGCAUUCAGAUUUUUAUACUAUUAACACUUUUUCAACUAUAACAAUAACACAUUUGAUUUGCAUAAAAUAACAUGGGUUAGAAUGAAAACCAUAGGAAUACAGUGGUAGCUAUUCAAAAUGGUCCUGCUCCUUGGCCAAUUACAAGACCAACUUUAAAACGUUAAGAACAAUCCUAACUUAAAAUCUUUAUAAACUGUUUUAAUUAGCAUAAAUUAGCAUAUAACUUAAUGGGUUCAAUGCCAACCAUAAAAACACAGUGGUAGACAUGUUAAAUGCUACUGCUCUUUAACCAUUUCAUCUACAAACAUUUAAACAACGUUAACUAUUUCUAUUUGCAAACAUUAGCAUAAAAUAACCCACCAUCUCUUGAACAGUUUAAGCGAGAGACAUCAAACCAACUUUCACAUGUUCAGGCUAUCAUAUCCUAUGAAUCAUUCAAUCAAUUAAUCAAUAUAUCAAUUCUCACAUCUACCUACUUUUUCAACUAUAACCAGUCACUACCAUUACUACUGCAGUCACUUCCACUACUAUAACUUAUUUCACAACCACUAAUACUUUAAGACAAGCUAGCAAACACACACAUUUUCUUCUGGAAAUGUAGUUGUUUUUGCUUUCCUUUGCUGGUAUUAUCAGUGGCAUUCUCACAUGCCCCCCCCCCCCCCCCCACCCCACACACACCCCUAUUCCUGGGCUCCCUCUGUUGUCGCUGUCUUUAAAUUCUCUUUUAGUGUGUGAGCUGCAUUGUGCAGCAGGGAUUCAGGGCAAUAAAAUGAGCUUUUGUUCAGCGAAUCUUCCAGAGUAACGGUUGCCAUGAUUUCUGGAUUUGGAAACAGGUCUGUGGGUGAUGAUGUUCUUCUCCCCAAAUAUGCAGGGUGAAUCCAAAUACUGGAGCCAGCUAAUCCUCUGCUUUGCAUAAAACAACAGAGAACAACACCUUGUUAUUUUUAUUUUCACACAAUUACUCUGCUUUAGUUAGCUGCUUUGCUGCUUCCAAGAGAGGAGUGUCAUCUUCGAGAAACCUGCAUUUACACUCAGUGCUCCUUUAAUGCUGAACGCUAUUUGCUACAGAUCUAUCAGCUUUCCCCAUCUUCCCCUCAGCCCACACAACUUUCAUGUUUAUUUACACCUGAUCUGCCUGAAAUUGAGAAGAUUGUUUCAUAGAAUGCAUACUAAUUGGAUGGGUGCAGCCUACAAAGGACAAUCCAACAAUACGUGUUUCUGUUUUCAUAAAUGUGAUCACUGUUUCACAGCGACGCUGUGAUCAUUGGAGCAGACAUGCUGCAGCAGCUAUCUCUGUCCCUGCUGUGGUUUAGAAGACUUUUGUAGCAGAACGUAGAACGCUCACAGAUUCAGGCCUAGAAUCAUUUAUCAAAGGUUUGUGCGCACAAAAAAGACUAAACCUUGCGUGUGCCAGUUUUCCCGCAAAGGUUGGUAUUGAUCCCUUUUGAACUUGAUGGGAAAGUAUGCACAACUUCUAGUGGUUGAUCAACUGUAUUGCAAGCAAAUAUAGUUAUUUUAAGGGAAAUAGCAUUGUUUGAUGCACAAUAAUUAUAAUAAUGGUAGGCUAAUAAAAACAUUAAAAUGUAGGCCUAAUGAUAAAACAGAUGCAUUUGCCAUUGGUAAGGAGAUCAAAUAGCAGCAUGUCACCUAAUAUAUUUAUUUUACUUUUAUUAUUCAGGCCUAAAUCAUAAUCAUAUUACAGGGCAUGUCUCUCCUUUUCUGACAGGACUGGUUUAUUCCCGCUACACAACAACUAUUAGGCUACCAUUUAUCCAUUGCUCAUUUGAUAGCCAACCAUGCUCAAAGGUAAAUAGAUCAGUAGCCUAUUUAAAAUAUUUGACAGUAUGGGUAGGCUACAGUAUUGCUGUGCGAUAGGAGCGCAACAUCAUAGCCUAUUUAAUCUCAGAGCCUAUACCAAGGCAGGAGAUAGAAACACAAUCAUGUGUUGAUAAACAAAAUAUUGAGCAACAGUUCGUCCUUUGCAUAGAAGUGUGGGCUGUAGGCAGCAUUUACUUUGAAAUUGUUUGAAUAUCAAAUCAAAUCAAAUUGUAUUUGUCACAUGCGCCGAAUACAAGAGGUGUAGACCUUACCGUAAAAUGCUUACUUACAAGCCCUUAACCAACAAUGCAGUUCAAGAAAUAGAGUUAAGAAAAUAUUUACUAAAUAAAGUAAAGUAAAAAAUAAAAUAAAAGUAACACAAUAAAAUAACAAUAACGAGGCUAUAUACAGGGGGUACCGGUACUGAGUCAAUGUGCGGGGGUACAGGUUAGUCGAGGUAAUUUGUACAUGUAGGUAGGGGUAAAGUGACUAUGCAUAGAUAAUAAACAGUGAGUAGCAGCAGUGGGGGGGGGGGGUCAAUAGUCCGGGUGGCCAUUUGAUUAAUUGUUCAUCAGUCUUAUGGCUUGGGGGUAGAAGCUGUUAAGGAGCCUUUUGGACCUAGACUUGGCGCUCCGGUACCGCUUGCCGUGCGGUAGGUGAGCUAACAGUCUAUGACUUGGGUGACUGGAGUUUGUGACAGUCUUUGGGCCUUCCUCUGACACCGGCUAGUAUAUAGGUCCUAGAUGGCAGGAAGCUUGGCCCCAGUGAUAUACUGGGCUAUAUGCACUACCCUCUGUAGCGCCUUACGGUCGGAUGCCGAGCAGUUGCCAUACCAGGCGGUGAUGCAACCGGUCACGAUGGUGCAGCUGUAUAACUUUUUGAGGAUCUGGGGACCCGUCAGGAAGUCCAGGAUCCAGUUGUAAAGGGAGGUGUUUAGUCCCAGGGUCCUUAGCUUAGUGAUGAGCUUUGUGGGCACUAUGGUGUUGAACGCUGACCUGUAGUCAAUGAACAGCAUUAUCACAUAGGUGUUCCUGUUGUCCAGGUGGGAAAGGGCAGUGUGGAGUGCGAUUGAGAUUGCGUCAUCUGUGGAUCUGUUGGGGCGGUAUGCAAAUUGAAGUGGGUCUAGGGUUUCCGUGAUGAUGGUGUUGAUGUGAGCCAUGACCAGUCUUUCAAAGCACUUCAUGGCUACCGACGUGAGUGCUACAGGGCGGUAGUCAUUUAGGCAGGUUACCUUCGCUUUCUAGGGCACAGGGUCUAUGGUGGUCUGCUUGAAACAUGUAGGUAUUACAGACUCGGUCAGGGAGAGGUUGAAAAUGUCAGUGAAGACACUUGCCAGUUGUGUCUGCGCAUGCUCUGAGUACACAUCCAAGUAAUCCGUCUGGCCCCGCAGCCUGAAUGUUGACCUGUUUAAAGGUCUUGGUCACAUCGGCUACUGUGAGCGUGAUUAGAGAGUCGUCCGGAACAGCUGGUGCUCUCAUGCAUGCUUCAGUGUUGCUUACCUCGAAGCGAGCAUAAAAGGCAGUUAGCUUUACAAUCGAUCUUGCAGAAUGCGCGGCCAGUGUUUGGCACUUUUCAGUCUGAAAAAGUCAUUGCAAAAGAUUAGCCAUUGCACUUUCUUUUAGAAACUGACAUGGCCCAGUUCCAACAUUUCCAAAUCAUACAGCAAAUGAGGGUUUUUGUUACCAUAAAAGGUGAAUGGAGGGCAUUUUCCAGAUGGGGUUGUAGCGCUCGUUCAAGAGUGCACAAAUGUAGUAUGGCUCUGAUUUAUCAAUGAAAACAUCCGUAUAUUUUGCAUGUGACAGUUUGAUAAACCCCAAUAAUUUGUUGUGCACGCAAAGCCUAGAAUUUAGUGAGAAAUGUACGCACAGUUGAUAAAUGCGUCGCCAGGUCUUUUGAAGGUACAAUUAUCGCUAUGAUUGAUCAUGAAUAUUUUAAUUGCUUAUCUUUUUCUCAUAUUGUGUAUGUUACACAUCUCACUGUACCCGUGGCAUUGUGAGAAACUGUGAUUAUCCAAGUGAUUGAGUGGUUAUCUGUAGUGUCAACAGAAUGCAAUGCAGUGUCAUUGUGUGCCAAGAAACGAUUAGUGUUACUCUUGAAACAUGGAUUUGUCACUCCCCUCAUGCAACACUUUCCCUUUCGUUUGAGUCUAUCGUAGACUGGCAAUGUUUGGAUAAUUGGAGACUCCUCUCUCUCUUCUCUCUAGGUCCCUCUCUGGUCGCAUUGUGGGGGGCGUGUGGUGGUUCUUCACCCUCAUCAUCAUCUCCUCCUACACGGCUAACCUGGCUGCCUUCCUCACAGUAGAGAGGAUGGUGUCGCCUAUAGAGAGUGCUGAGGACCUGGCCAAGCAGACGGAGAUCGCCUAUGGUACCUUAGACGGAGGCUCCACCAAAGAGUUCUUCAGGGUGAGCUGCUGCUCUAGAUGUUAUCACUCUGAAAAAGCAUACAGUCAUGAAGUGGCUCUAUAGUUUCUGAUGAGAUGGCUACAUUCUCAAAGAGCACAUCUGUAGCCUAUAUAGUUCACUCAAGUCAUUAUUGUUUUUGCACCUCAGAGAUCGAAGAUUGCCGUGUUUGAGAAGAUGUGGUCCUACAUGAAGUCUGCCGACCCGUCAGUGUUUGUGAAGACCACAGACGAGGGUGUGGUACGGGUCAGGAAGUCCAAAGGGAGGUAUGCUUACCUGCUGGAGUCCACCAUGAACGAGUACAUCGAGCAGAGGAAACCAUGUGACACUAUGAAGGUGGGCGGAAACCUGGACUCUAAAGGAUACGGCAUCGCCACUCCCAAGGGAUCAGCACUAAGGUAAUUACAGGCUGGUCACAUCACCAUGACGAUCUACCACAUGUUGUGUUUUACAUGUGAAUGCCAAAGACACAAUGAGGUGAGUGAGCUUACAUAAAUGAUCAAUUAUUUUUCAGAUGUAAUUAUAAAGUAGAUAAUAAUGACUGAAGAGAUAUUUGCUUUAAUACAUUUAGUUAAAUGUUAUAUUAAUGUCUCAAUCUAUGGGCAAAUUAUGCACAUUUUGUCUGUUUCAGUAAUAAUGCGUAAUAGUUACAUAUUGUAAUGUUAUAGUGAGAUCUCAUUCAGCCAUACAUAACUAUACUGUACUUAUGGUUUGUAACCACUCUCACCAGAAGUCUAGAAUGCUUGUGUCCCUUCUGUCUCAACUCAGUUAAUAAAGUAUCAUCAACACGUACUUACAGUUGAAGUCAGAACUUUACAUACACCUUAGCCAAAUACAUUUAAACUUACUGACAUUUAUUCCUAGUAAAAAUUCCCUGUCUUAGGUCAGUUAGGAUCACCACUUUAUUUUAAGAAUGUGAAAUGUCAGAAUAAUAGUAGAGAGAAUGAUUUAUUUCAGCUUUUAUUUCUUUCAUCACAUUCCCAGUGGGUCAUACGUUUACAUACACUCAAUUAGUAUUUGGUAGCAUUGCCUUUAAAUUGGUUAACUUGUGUCAAACGUUUCAGGUAGUCUUCCACAAGCUUCCCAUAAUAAGUUGGGUGAAUUUUGGCCCAUUCCUCCUGACAGAGCUGGUGUAACUGAGUCAGGUUUGCAGGCCUCCUUGCUCGCACAUGCUUUUUCAGUUCUGCCCACAAAUGUUCUAUAGGAUUGAGGUCAUGGCUUUGUGAUGGCCACUCCAAUACCUUGACUUUGUUGUCCUUAAGCCAUUUUGCCACAACUUUGGAAGUAUGCUUGGGGUCAUUGUCCAUUUGGAAGACCCAUUUGCUACCAAGCUUUAACUUCCUGACUGAUGUCUUGAGAUGUUGCUUCAAUAUAUCCACAUCAUUUUCCUUCCUCAUGAUGCCAUCUAUUUUGUGAAGUGCACCAGUCCCUCCUGCAGCAAAGCACCCCCACAGCAUGAUGCUGCCACCCCUGUGCUUCACGUUUGGGAUGGUGUUCUUCGGCUUGCAAGUUUCCUCCUUUUUCCUCCAAACAUAACGAUGGUCAUUAUGGCCAAACAGUUCUAUUUUAGUUUCAUCAGACCAGAAGACAUUUCUCCAAAAAGUACGAUCUUUGUCCCCAUGUGCAGUUGCAAACCGUAGUCUGGCUUUUUUAUGGCGGUUUUGGAGCAGUGACUUCUUCCUUGCUGAGCGGCCUUUCAGGUUAUGUCGAUAUAGGACUCGUUUUACUGUGGAUAUAGAUAGUUUUGUACCUGUUUCCUCCAGCAUCUUCACAAGGUCCUUUGCUGUUGUUCUGGGAUUGAUUUGCACUUUUCGCACCAAAGUACGUUCAUCUCUAGGAGACAGAACGCGUCUCUUUCCUGAGAGGUAUGACGGCUGCGGGGUCCCAUGGUGUUUAUACUUGCGUACUAUUGUUUGUACAGAUGAAUGUUGUAUCUUCAGGCAUUUGGAAAUUGCUCCCAAGGAUGAACCAGACUUGUGGAGACCUACAAUUUUUUUCUGAGGUCUUGGCUGAUUUCUUUUGAUUUUUCCAUGAUGUCAAGCAAAGAGGCACUGAGUGUGAAGGUAGGCCUUGAAAUACAUCCACAUGUACACCUCAAAUUGACUCAAAUGUUGUCAAUUAGCCUAUCAGAAGCUUCUAAAGCCAUGACUUCAUUUUCUUGAAUUUUCCAAGCUGUUUAAAGGCACAGUCAACUUAGUGUAUGUAAACUUCUGACCCACUGGAAUUGUGAUACAGUGAAUUAUAAGUGAAAUAAUCUGUCUCUAAACAAUUGUUGGAAAAAUUACUUGUGUCAUGCACAAAGUAGAUGUCCUAACCGACUUGCCAAAACUAUAGUUUGUUAACAAGAAAUUUGUGGAGUGGUUGAAAAAACGAGUUUUAAUGAUUCCGACCUAAGUGUAUGUAAACUUCCGACUUCAACUGUAUGUUGGAAGCAUGACUGUUCAGUCCCUUACUUAUUCAUACAAUAUCAUUUUGCAAUGUCUUUCUCCAUUAAAUAACUAAGCAAACGGGGGACGAUAACGGUUAUGAAAAUAUAAAUUCAGUCUUGACAGAUAGUACAUGAAAGCUAAUUAAAAUGAACUUUAAAUUAAGCCCUGAUGUUAUUACCUGCAGCUUUUUAUCUUUGCGCUCUGUGGUGCUGUUUCACUGCUUCAUUUGGAAAAACAGUAGACAAUGGAGACACUACAAGAGAUGUGCACUUUGGUAGUAAAUAUCAAAUCGGCAUUUUCGCAAGAAAGAGCCCUAGAAAUAGAAUCCUACAUUUUAGUUGUUACCUUUCCUUGUACCAUCUCUCAUGAUUGAAUUACCAUUUUAUUUUAGUACCAAAAACCAAUUAUGACCCAGUAUUUGCCUAGUUAUUUCAGGGCAAAGGCACUGUAACCCAGUUUUAUUUAUGUUUUGCAAGAUUUUGCUGUUCAAAUUUAGGAACUCAUGAGUUUCACCACUUUUCAUGCAUCUGUGUUCAAUCAGAUUUUAUUUUCCUCAUAUUAACAGGCCCAUUCACAAAGCACAUAGGCUUUGGCAUCCACACCUAGCAGCCUUUUUGAUCGAUCACUCAUGUCGUUUACCUAGUUUAUAGUCUACCAAUUCCACAUUACCUGCAUCACAUAUGUUUGAUACACAUGUAAUAUCUUUAUCAAGGUGACCGAAGAGAGUGGUGUUUCACAAAGGCUUUCAUACUUACACUCACUGAUGUGAUGGCUGGUACAGGCUGGGCGGGAUUGCCUCAUACAUGCUCUGAGAUUAACUGUUUUGUAUCACACUGUGGCUGUGAAUUCAAAUUCGCUAUCAAGUUCCGAGCCAAUUAUGUCAAUUGAUCUUUAUUUGGAUUUACGUAUAUAGGAUUUAUAUUUUCCUAUUCUAUAUUCUUAAAGUUGUAAAAAUGUUGCUCUUGAAAACGAACCAUCUAAAACUAGCUUUAACCAAUCAAUAAUCACCAUGCCGCAGUGUACUAUAUUUGCACUUUAAUGAUAGUUUGUGUAUGUUGGAAGUAGAAAAUGCUGUUGAAAUAACUACUGUAUGAACUGUAAGAACUUUGCCACAUCAGAUGCAUACUAUUCUAUAUGAGCUUUGGUUUUGAUCAUUUGGAAAAUCUCUUAACCAUCAGUUCUAAAUACGAUCAAUGUUGCUCUGUCAGAUUCAGACAACACCAUUAUCCACCAUCAUAAAGUUGUAAACUGUAAUCAGUUCUCCAUAAUAUCCAUGAAACACAAAUGGACCAAGAGUCAUUCAUUGCUAUGCUUCUGAUGUGGCCCACCAUUCCAUCCCACCCUUGCCUUAUCUUGCCUUACCUGUUGAAAAUGUAAUGUUCUUCCUUCCUGUUUUUCCCCACAUCAUCAUCACUCACAUCACUUUAUUUUGUCAGUUGCAUCACAAGAAAACUGACGCUCUCAAAGAUAAAUGCUACUAAUCCUAAUACAGGAUGUGGAUUUCUUUUACUCAUCCAUAAGGCAGACUCUUUCUUUCUAAUUCUCUCUGGAUAAGAAAGAAUUCAGGGGUUUUACUGAGAAAGACUCUAGCUUGUUGAGGUUCAUGCUGCUAUAUGUCCAUUAGUCUUCUUUUCAGCAGCACCUUCUGCCAUGUUAGUAAUGAGAGGGUUGUCCACAGUGGACCAGCAAUAGCAAAGGGUGAAGGCAAGGGAAUGGACCACAAUGGACAAUAUCGGUAAUGCUUUGGAUGGUGUUCCUUGAUCACAACAAUAACACAAUGAAUGAUGAUGACUGACGAAAACUGAAUAUUACAAAGUGAAUCAACAAGUUGGCUAUUUAUGCCUUUUCCUUAUCCAGGGAACUACUUAUUUCAGGAAAUGUUCAUAGAACGAUAUGAUCACACACCAAAAUCUAAGACAUUACUGACAUUUAUAGUUCUCCUACCUAUAACCCUUGUCUUGCUUGGUAAAAUCUGUCAUGGUUUAGCCAUAUUACAUUAUUUUUACAUACUAGAAACAAAUGUUUGUCUUAAUUGUACAGUGUCAGCCACAUUAUUAGUUACUUAUUUUUUUAAAUACAUUUUUCAUUGUUCUGAUGACAAUACCUACUUUUUACUCUUUAGACUUUAUUUCUGAACUACCUCUGCCACACACCACGUAUCACAUCUCCAUAAAUGCUGACCAGUAUUAUUCUAUUAUCAUUUCAAGAAACCCAGUAAACUUGGCAGUGUUAAAACUGAACGAGCAGGGCCUGUUGGACAAAUUGAAAAACAAAUGGUGGUACGACAAGGGCGAAUGCGGCAGCGGGGGAGGUGAUUCCAAGGUCAGCCCCAGUAUGAGAAACCUAGCGGGUAACCACGACGAUGGGGGUAACCGGCAACGUACCUUCAAAAACACACUGGCUGCAAUACCACAAAUCCCCCUUCGUCCUUGGUGACGUUAGUUUGUGUAACCGUAGAACUAUAUUGUAUUAUAAAUUCUUCAAAAACUUGCAGUUUACUUUCAAAGUAGUUGUAUUAGCAAUUCCCCGAAAUAACACAGUUUUAUGUAUGUUUUCUCAAGUACUGCCUUUAUAGAGCAACAAUAAUUGACAGGUUUGCAUAUCUGAGUGUUUACAUUUUGCCGGUUACCCAAAGUGAUAUAGUAAUACACAUCUUGCAGUAGGGAGAAAGGACACAAAGCUAGAUGGAGUAUUAAUGCAUAUCACUUUGGCAGUGACAGUUUCAAGUUGUGAUUGUGUUUUUUUGUUUAUCUAUCUAGAUAUCUAUUCAUAAUCAUGGGUGUAUGUUUACUAUGUGCUGAAUAACAUAAGAUAACAUGGGUAAUGUUAUUUAUGUUAUUUCCCUGGUUGAAGAAUCCCCGUAAACCUAGCGGUGUUGAAACUCAAUGAGCAAGCCGUCUUAGACAAACUAAAGAACAAAUGGUGGUACGAUAAGGGAGAGUGUGGAAGCAAGGACUCCGGAAGAAAGGUCAGUCCAUGUGUUGGUCCUAUACUUAACACCAAGAUUGAGCAUUAGCACUUCUGUAAGGUCGCUCCCUAGCACUCAGCACCUUUUCUCUUUGUCUCCAAUCUGCCAUUUACCCAAACUGGUGUCCUUAUAACAGCGAUUCAUGUCAGCUCUGGAACUCAGACACCUUAGUGAUUAGUGUUAAUUGCUGUGUCCUCGCAUCCUAUGGAUAAGUCAACGGCCUGUAAUUAGAUCUUGGUAAAUGCUUGUUUCAUCAAACCAAAAUGUAUACCUAGGGUUGGAUUCUCUUCUCCGAAAUCUGAGUAGCUAAUGCUGAUGCAGCCAAUUGCAAUGAUAGCAAUAGACGUUGAAUAGUAUAUGAAAAACAAAGCUAAAAACCAUAAAAUUGCUGUCAGCGCCAAUACCAUAUUUUCCAAUGUCUGGGAUAUUCUUGAGUCAUCAACAGACAAAGUAUUCACAGUUUGCUGAAUGAAUAGAAUUUUGAUUGAUUUGUGAUCUUAACUUUCAAAAUAAAAUAAAGAGACACAAGUGUAAAUGACGGUGCGGAGAGAAAGCCCUUGAUACAAGACCUCCUCCAUAUCUGGAUCUUCUCUCCCAGAAUCGGCCCCUCUAGUGCUGUUUUCCUCGUCUCUGUCUUUUAUUUAGACAGUGUGCAUGCUAUUGGAUGAGAUCCAAGACACGGCCUGUCGGCCACCAAACCCAGACAAUGCAUGUCACGGAUGUGCACAAACCCUCUUGUGAUGUAAUGACUACCAUGGCUUGUCGAACAAAUUGCCCUCCCUUAUUUAGUGCAUUUAUUUGAAAAUGUAAUGAUAUUUUAUAGAGAUACCCCUACCUAUGAAGUAAACCUAAAACAAAGUUGACCUUUUUUCCUCUUGCAUGGUUCCACUCUAUUAGAACAAGUCUUGGAAUUAUUUAGAAUACACAACACCAGCUACAUAUAAUUCUGGAACUUCCUGGUUAAGUAAAAGAUAAAUAAAUAAGCGAGGAGAUAUAGAAUGGAAUUAAUGGUUUUUAAUGCAAAUGUUAUUUUGAUUGACUGGACAUUAUGUCAUAUAAAAGAUACAGUAUACCAUAAAUGCACAUUAAUCCUCUACUUUCUGAGGACAUGUUCACCCCAAGCUUGUUAGAUGUGCAUGACUCUGCAUGUUUCUGUCAGCCCUUAGAAAUAUACUGUAUCAAGUUUGUUGUUGAUAGUAGUCAGUUAAAUUACAAAGACAUGCCAGCACCUUUAUAGGUGAUAAACAAUAACCUGUUGAUUAAUGAAGGCACACUUAAGGGUAUAUGCCUUAUAAGGUCACCAUGACAGUGUAGUAGCCUUAGAGAACAGUUAUAUGGUUAUCCUACCUUUAUAUUAGUGUACUAUGGUGUGCUGUAGUGUUUUUCUUGGGCAUGAUUUGGUGCAUCUCACCCUGUGUCUCUGUGCCUGUAGGACAAGACCAGUGCUCUGAGCCUCAGCAAUGUGGCUGGGGUGUUCUACAUCUUAAUUGGAGGGCUGGGGCUGGCUAUGCUCGUGGCCUUGGUCGAGUUCUGUUACAAGUCCAGGAUUGAGUCCAGGAGGAUGAAGGUAAGCUAAGUGCAGGACUACAGGCAGCGCUUGCCAUAACCUUUAUGCAAUGACGAAGGCUCUGUAAUGUAAUAAGAGCCAAUAUCCAUGACUCUAACCUGGCACCGAUCAUUAUCUACUCAUGCCGCCACUAUGACUCAUACAGAGAUACUGUACAUCUCCCUGAACUACAGGAAUGAAGAAUAAAGCACUUUGUCAGGCAUAGAGCUGUUUUAAUGAAGGGUUCCAUGCAGUGCUACAGCUACUAGAUGACUAUGAUUUGAGUAAUUGUGCUGAAGAGUUUGUGUGUAGGUGGAGAAUAUGUCACACCACUUCUUAGUUGUACAAUACUUAUUCUCUCCUGUGUUGUACUGUAUCUUCUGGAAAUAGAGACGUUUGUGUUAUGUUUGUAAUCGCCAUCUCUGAUGACCCUUGAAAAUAAUCACAUAUUAACUGGCAGAUGCAUUUGAUCAUGCUACAGUAGAAGCUCCUAUUUAGAUCAAAGAUGUGGCUGUCUUUUCAUCUUAGCAGAGAAUUAGUUCAGACUUGUAUAUAACUUUGAUGAGCAACUUCUCAUUAACCUCAUGGACUUAAUGCUUAAUAUUUGUAUUUAUUCAAAUUUUUACAUUGUAGUCAUUUAGCAGAGCCUCUUAUCCAGAGCUACUUACAAUUAGUGCAGCGUUUCCCAAACGCGGUCCUCUGGACUCCAAGGGGUGCACGUUUUGGUUUUGAAUGCAUUUAUAAAAUAAAAAAACGAACAUCCAAAUGCAGCAGACAGUAAGAUUAAGUAAUUACAACAGAUGUGUUGUUUAUUACAUCAGUUAAGAAGACAUGAAACCAGGGUCUUUCUUUGCAUAUGAGCAACAAAAGUGAUUUAAUGACAUUAUUAUAUUUUAAUGUGUAUAUGAUACAUGUCUGCUUUACAGUACAUGUUCAACUCUCCAGCAUAAACAGCCAUUCUGUUGAAAAUGUUUACUUGUCAUGUCGAGUAGACAGCAGAAUCACAUAACUGCUGUGUUUAAAGUAUCACAGCCACAAAUCGCUGCUGCGAAUAUACCAAUUAGUCUGCAUCAGCCGAAGAGCAUAAUCCUCGGAAUCCAUUGAAGUGUGCUGGAUUUAAAUCAUUUAUACACCGAGGAUGUACAAGCCCACAUCCAGAUCAUUAGCUCCAGUUUCAAGCCUACAGGGUUUCAUUAUGUUAAACUAAUGCAAAAGAGAGUAGGCUGGGAGCUAGUGCCGCACGGUUCUGCUUGCGUUAUUGUUAUGGGUUCGGCCUCAUAUUUUGUAUGGUACAAUUAUUGCACAUGGCUCUCCACUGUGUGAAAUAAACAGAGAGAAAUAAGCAGAGAGAAUGAGUUCAUUCUCUGAUCUUUCACAAGAGUUUAUGAUGGAAUAAAGCAACUGAGUGACUCAUAGUACAGAAGUCAGGAUUGUCUGUUUGCAAAUCCCUGCUUUAUACAAAGUCACUGAACCAAUAAUGAUGACUUAGUGGCUGUUUCAAGUAAUUCGUUUAUUUUAACGCAUUACCGAGGGAUAUGUCCAUCCUAAAUUGAACUCAGUAAAGUAAAAUUAACCCAGUUGGCUUCAGUAGAUUAACUCAGUAGAGUUCAAUAUUUCAAUAGAUUACCUUAGUAGAGAUCAGCAGAGUUCAUGCGUAACUAUCAUGUGUUUCUCUGUGUUGUUGUUAUGUAACACAGUAGUGUAAUGAAACUCUCCCAUGCAGCAAAUCAUUGAUGCGGCCAUGCUGAGCUCCACCCUGAGCAGGAUGACCAGGACAGGGAGUGGGGGAGAGAACGGACGGGUGGUCGCCCAUGACUUCCCCAAAGCUGCACAGACUCUCCCCUGCAUGAGCCAGGCCGCAGGCAUGGGCCUGAGCACCACAGGCAUGUGA
Coregonus sp. 'balchen' is the source of this 19902-nucleotide messenger RNA. The record is from the annotation of a GenBank genome assembly. NCBI's taxonomy places the organism in Eukaryota, Metazoa, Chordata, Actinopteri, Salmoniformes, Salmonidae.